Syngnathoides biaculeatus (alligator pipefish) is the source of this 4244-nucleotide messenger RNA. Its product is annotated as zinc finger and SCAN domain-containing protein 2-like. The transcript has 4 exons. Gene Ontology annotation, molecular function: DNA-binding transcription factor activity; RNA polymerase II cis-regulatory region sequence-specific DNA binding. The coding region runs from base 293 to 1495 and encodes 400 amino acids. Gene Ontology annotation, biological process: regulation of transcription by RNA polymerase II. Lineage: Eukaryota; Metazoa; Chordata; Actinopteri; Syngnathiformes; Syngnathidae. The record is from RefSeq and is a predicted model, not a curated record.
AGCACGCCAGCUUCUCAUUGGUCACUUGCCAAAAGCCUUAACGAGUAUCGGAUAAUUUCACUUCCGUUUCUGCAACCAGCCGAAGGACUAUAACAGAACGUAGAAAACGAUAGCUCCAUAAAGUGAUUCAAUUCAGUACGUCUACCCCCUAAAAAAAUCUUUCGUUAGAAAGAAUAGUUUCCGAACAACGUAACUAUUGUGUUGUAGCUCUGUGCAGGCUAAUGCUAAUCUAGCCGCCGUACCAUUGCGUUUUUCUCCCACGGUGUUCCCGACACCGGCAGCGACGUGCCUAAUGUCAACAAACAUGCCGACGGACACUUUGAAUCUCGAGUCGCAGCUUUUAUCCAUCAUGGACGUGCUGGUAAAAGCGGCGGUGCUGGAAAUAAGGCAGUUGUUCUCUGAGAACUCUGCGUCCCUGCGGCUCCACCUCAGCCAGAGCCUGCGGGACAACGAGAACCUCAGAAUGAGGAUGAAAGCGAUGAGGAGCGAGAUCUUCUCCCUCCGCCUGCAGACCCGGAGCAACCGGCCCGCUAGCCGCGUUUCCGCCUUAAGGGCAAAUUUGACAAAAGCCCGAAGCAAAACACCAGUUGUUCCAAAGCCUCUAGCAACCCAAGAAACUCCUUCCAUCUCUGGGCAUAUGACAUCUGAGACUUCUCCUGAAGUGAAAGAGUGUGCAGUUGAAGAGAUCCCUGAUAUCAUCCUGAUAAAAGAUGAAGAGGAUACUGAAGCAUGCGAGCCAAAUGAAAAUCAGGAUGGUUUUUCACGUCCCUCUGUUCAGAAUGAGGUUGGCGCUGGUGCACACAACAUAGACUCUGCCCGAUUUUCCUAUCUGACAGGAAAUAAAAAGGACCUGAGAAUCAUCAGUAUUCAUGGACGGGGAGAAGGGCCUCUUCAAGACGACAUUGAAACCCUCUUUGCUGCAACUGAUCAGCAGGUUUUUAACUCUCAGGACCUUACCCAUGAAAGUUUCCUGAGUGUCCUCCCCAGUACCAGUAGUAGAACCCCGCUAAAAAACUCCCAGCUGGACAGAGUUCCCUCUUCUCAAACGACCAUAUUACGAACAGUUGACGGUAGCGGAGGACAUCCCAGUCACAUGGACCAGUUCUCCCAGCAGCUGAACCCCAUCUUCUCAUCUCACACCAUCAACAAAUCAUUAGAUUGCAACUUUUGUGGGAUGUUAUUCUCUAACCGCGAGGACUUGAUGGCUCACCGGGCCACUCACACGGCGGAGCCGCAUAUUUCCUGCAAUAUGUGCGGCAAGUCGUUUGCCAACAAAACCACACUUGGCAUCCACAUGCGCAUACAUACCGGCGAGAAGCCAUACGUGUGCUCCCUUUGCGGGAAGCGCUUCACGCAGAACGGCAGCCUCAAGAUUCAUUUGAGGACGCACUCCGGGGAGAAGCCGUACACCUGCUCCCAGUGCCCAGCCAGCUUUAACAAUCCUAGCAACCUCCGCAGGCACAUGAUUACACACAGCACUAAUGGACCGCUCUGAUAAAUCACUCUGACUGUGAUGUGAGGAGAAGGAUCCAUUAUAGUGCUGUGAAAAAAAUGUAUUUGUCUCCUUCCUGACGUAUGCAAAGACAACCAAGUAAAUAUACGUUAACAUUUCUAGAGGAUGAUUUGGUCAUAUGUGUAAAAACUAAAUUACUCCCUGAAUCUAAUUACUGGUUGUGCCAACCAAAAUUUGAUUUAAGUUUGGAAUUUGAUUUGGCCACUACAAAACAAUUUUUUUCGGGGGGGGGGGCUUUCAGUUGUUUGACUGUUGGUUAUGAUGUUGUUAUCAAAUGUUGUUUUAUUUUUACACUGAGUUGCCCAUAACAUUCAUCUUCUCAGUUCAACUAUUUCAACAAAAUUAUUGGGUUGGAGAUCAUCAAAAUGUUUCUUGGCAAGAGUGACUGACAUAAGCUUGCUAGUACUGGUUUACAAUUUACACAUUCAAACUCUUCCAUAUGAAUGCCAUUUUUGUCUCGUGCCUUUCUUAUGGUUGAGUCAUGAACACUGACCUUAACUGUGGCCUCUUCGAUCUCCAGUUCUUUGGAUGUCAUUGUGGGUUCUUUUGUGACCUCUUUGAUAAGGUUACUCUACUCUUACUCUUGGAGUAAUGUUGGCUGGCGGAUACCUCGGCACUGCUCACUGUAUGUCUUCAUUCAUUCAUUCAUCUUCCAUUCACAGGUGUUUUGGAGCCCACCCACCUAUCUUUGGGCGAGAGCCAAAGUAUACCCUGAACUGGUUGACAGCCAAUUGCAGGGCACAUAUAAUGGCACAGCUGUAGAGCAUUGGCCUCACAGUUCUGAAGGCCGGGGUUCAAAUCCCGGCACCGCCUGUGUGGAGUUUGCAUGUUCUCCCCAUGCCUAUGUGUGUUUUCUCCUGGCACUCUGGUUUCCUUUCACAACUCAAAAACAUGUAUUCCUUGGAGACUCUAAAAAUUGCCCCUAGGUGUGAUUGUGAGCGCGACUGUUGUCUGUCUCUGUUCUCUGCGAUUGGCUGGCAACUGGUUCUGGUACUUUACCCUGGCUCCUGCCCAAUGACUGCUGGGAUUGGCUCCAACACUCCUGUGAAGAAAAUGGAUGGAUGGAUAUAAACAGCCAUUCACUCUCACAUUCACACCUAUAAGCAAUUUAGUCUAAAUUAACCUAUCUUGCUUGUUUUGGGCGAUGUAGGAGGAAGCCAGAGUACCUGGAGAAAAACCCACACAGACAGGGAGAAGAUGUUAACUCCACACAGAUGGGGCUGGGAUUGAAACCCCGUUACUCAGAACUGUUAGAUGUACUGACCAACCAAUGACCGUAGCGUGGGGUUGUCUUCAUGAGAUAUUGAAAUUGGCCUGCUGAUCAUUUCAUCAGAAUGCCACUUCCUUCGGAUUGAUAUGAACAAAAAAUCUGAAAUCAGAAAGUCUAAAUACUUUUUCAGAUCUUCUGAGUCUUUUGUAAGAAUGUGUAAUGUUUUUUUUUCUGGGCAUCAUAGUGUAUGAUUGGUUAGCACAUCUGUCUCACAGUUCUGAGGACCCAGGUUCAAAUCCAACUUCAUCUGCGUGAAGUUUGCAUUUUCUACUUGAGUGGCUUUUCUCUGGGUUCUUCAGUUUUUUAGCACAUCCCAAAAACCUGCAAGUUAGGUGAAUUGUAGACACUAAUUUGCCCGUAUAUGUGAAUGUAAGAGUGAAGGGUUAUUUGUCUAUAUUUUUUAUUGAUUGACUGGCAACCAGUUAAGGGUGUACCCUGCCUCUCACACAGAGCCAGAAGGGAUAGGCACGCCCAUGACCCUCUUGAGGAUAAGUGGUACAGAAAUUGAACUAAGGUUUUUUUGUCAGACGCUUCUCAUUUGAACAGCUGUGGUUUCAAAAAAAGACCAAACAAACAAACAUCAGCAAUUGCAAAUAAGCCUGUAUUUUAGUACAGGAAAAGAGGUUUUUAAUGCUGAAAAUUACCAAAAUCCAUCCAAUAAUCUGGCAAUUCCAUUGAUUUAAUUCCACUUUAUCAUGCUACUGUAUUACCCUGACCUGAUCUUGAUGGAUUCUAGACUGUAUUGCUACAACAUUGUCCACAACAAAGUAAGCCAAGUCUUUAUUACCAAUGUUCAAAUGUCAACCUCAGAAACACUGUGAUUUUGUUACCUCAUUGGGGUCGGUGUUUAAGAUGACAAAUUACUCUAACCCCCCUUCCAUCCCCUGUGAUUUAAAUGUUUUGUUUUGUAGAAGCCAGACAAAAUUCCACAUUUGUAUGAAACAUUUUCGGGUCUUACAAUAGCUAUUCAAUCGGUUUUUGGAGGUUCAACAUGUAUAGUUGUUGAGUUUAGUUUUAAAUACAGUUUCAAGAUUAGAUCUUUUGAGCUACAUACCGUACGACAGACAGUUGACAGUUUGUUUAAUUGGGUUAUUUUUACAUUUUAACUUACCUCCAUUGUUUUCAACUUCUCCGUACUUUUUCUAUUUUUGUACUGAUCUUACCCUUGUUCCUAUUGGACUAAUAACAUUUUGUGGCUUUGUCAUGAACAUGAAUAAAUGUUUUUUUUUUUCUACAACAGUUUAUUUUUUCAUGUAACAGACAGUGCUUUUAGAAUGUAUUGAAUAGAUGGACAAAUAUCUUGUGUUCGUAGCAAGCCUUGCCUGAUUUUUGCCUCGUUUACCAAAUGAUCUUUUUCAAGGUCUAAAAUGUUGAUCAAAUUUCAGAAGGGUAUUUUUCCAAAUUAGUUCAUGGGCUCAGCAUGUGACCUAGACUCUUCCCUGUGGCCAGUACUUUUUCACA